Messenger RNA from Raphanus sativus (radish), 1674 nucleotides. RefSeq lists its product as uncharacterized. The annotation marks the transcript as partial. Lineage: Eukaryota; Viridiplantae; Streptophyta; Magnoliopsida; Brassicales; Brassicaceae. The record is from RefSeq and is a predicted model, not a curated record. The transcript has a single exon. Gene Ontology annotation, molecular function: zinc ion binding; nucleic acid binding.
GAACUGGUUGAUAGAUCAUUGGUUAAGAGUUACUAACAUUGAUCUUGUGUGUUGUUUUGAUGUUCCUAAGGGUGGUAAGAGUCGGAGCAAGUCCAAGAGGACUAAGGAUGGAGCUGGAGCAUCUGGCCAAGGUGGCGCGGAUGGAGCCAAUCCAAGUGUGGUGCUGCCUAACCCAAGCAUUGGUGUGGACAGUACAACUGGAUUGCCUUUGGCUCGGAUCAUUCCGACUGAGGUUCAUGGAGGUCUAGUGGAACAGCAGCAAAAGGCGGCUGAAGAGACUAGGCAGCAGCUGGAGCAAGCUGAACUAGCUAGACAGCUGCAAGAGCAAGCUGAGGAAGCUGCAAGGCAGCUACAAGAUGACAUGGAGGCUGAGGGAGAGUCCUCACAUGCUGGUGAUCAAGGCGGCCGAGGCAUUGGUGCAGCCAAUGGUGGAGCUAACCAAGGAAACCAGCUGGUGGAACCUACCAUGAAAGAGGUGCUUGAUGCAAUCAGGCUCAUGGGUAGUCAGAUGCUGGCUAUGACCCAAGUAAUCACUCCAUUGGUGAAUUCAUCCGUGGGGCAAGCUCCACAAGUUCAGGUGGUGGUACCAGGAGCUGCUGGACAAGUUGCACCAGUUGAUGAGGUGAUUGAACUUGAUCCGCCAGCUAGAAGAUCUGGUAAGGUGGAUUACCUGAAGGUGCUAGAGCACAUAUCUCGCCUAGGGACAAAGCAUUUUGCUGGAAGUGCUGACCCUAUGGAGGCGGAUGAAUGGAGGGACAGGCUGGCCCGGAACUUCAAGUCUACAAGGUGCCCUGAGGAGUACCAGAGAGACAUAGCAGUGCACUUCCUGGAGGGAGAUGCACACAACUGGUGGCUGUCUGUGGACAAGCGCACCAAUGGUUCUAUUGAGAAGUUCUCUGACUUUGAGGUUGAGUUCAACCACAAGUACUUCCCAGCUGAAGCAUGGGAUCGUUUGGAGGCCAAGUUCUUGGAUUUGACCCAAGGGCGUAGGUCAGUCAGGGAGUAUGAAGAGGAGUUCAACCGGCUCAGGAAGUAUGUGGGUAAGGAGUUGGAGGAUGAGAAAGUUCAGGUCCGCAGGUUCAUAAGAGGCCUUAGGGUCGAGCUCCGGACCUACUGCUCAGUCCGUACCUUCCGUACUGUCUCUGAGUUGGUGGAGCGUAUGGCAAUGCUGGAGACUAACCUUGCUGAAGAGGCCAGACUCAAGAGUAGGAGUCAGGCAAGUGGUACUGGUCAUGCUGGUGACCGGAAGAGGAAGAGAGAUUCAAGUGAUGAGGGUAAGACCUCAGGUGGAAGGCCGGAGUGCCAAAAGUGUGGAAGGCGCCAUGGUGGUGAGUGCUGGAGAGCUAUGGGAGCUUGCACAAGGUGUGGCAAGAUGGACCACUCAGUCCGGGACUGUCCUGGACCAGAUCAGAGUCGUGGUCAAGCGGCUGGUGGUGACUCUAGGACUUGCUUCCAGUGUGGGAAGGCCGGACACUUCCGAAAGGACUGUCCUAAGCUUCAGGCUGGAUCAGGCAGGAUGAGGUCUGAGGUUAGCAAGCCGGAACCAAGCCGUGGCCAGACUUCUGCACCAAGGGUCUAUGAGUUGUCUAAGGACACUGAUGAGGCCAAGCCUUUCAUGGCGAUCACUGGUAAUGAUCUGAUCUUAUUCUUUUUAAAUUUUUAGAAAUGCAUGGU